Brugia malayi is the source of this 2391-nucleotide messenger RNA. RefSeq lists its product as uncharacterized. The transcript has 15 exons. The coding region runs from base 1 to 2391 and encodes 796 amino acids. NCBI's taxonomy places the organism in Eukaryota, Metazoa, Nematoda, Chromadorea, Rhabditida, Onchocercidae. The record is from RefSeq and is a predicted model, not a curated record. Gene Ontology annotation, biological process: retrograde transport, endosome to Golgi. Gene Ontology annotation, cellular component: GARP complex.
AUGCUGAUGGAAAAAAGCAGCAGUUUUGAUGAGAAGGAUAUGAACGAGGCAUUAGAAAAUAACCUUGGAACGAAGAAAGUUGGAAGUACUGAGGUUGUAGGAGAUGAAGUGACAUUCAGUGACAGGGUGAUUCAUACUAUUGCCUCAGUCAGUGGUGGUGGAUUUUGCCCUUCUGCUGUGGAUGUUGUUGAUCAGAUCAAUGCUUUAUUUCCAACAGAACAGUCAUUAUCACAUUUGGAUUCGGUAAUGCAGUCGAUCAAGGAUGAAAUCGUUGGCUUGGAUCGUCAGCUGGCGAAACUUGUUGAAACACAUGAGAAGGCUGGUGCUGAAGGAGGCCAGGCCUUAGAUGAGGCCCAUGCUGCGAUGAGAGACUUAGAAGAGCGUGUACAGGCGGUUUGCUUGAAGACACAGUCCUCAGAAAAUGUUGUGCAGGAAAUGACUCGUGACAUCAAGCAGCUUGAUGUCGCAAAGCGGAAUUUAAUCUCAUCACUCAAAGCUCUUCAUCAUCUUCAAAUUCUGCUAACUGGCGUCUAUUCACUCGGAUCAUGGAUAGAUCAACAUCGAUAUGGUGAUAUUGCUUCACAGUUACCGGCUGUCCUGAAUGUCUUACAGCUUUUUGGUCCUUAUAUGGAAGUAGAACAUAUCAAAAAUAUCUCUGAACAACUCGAACGACUAAAACAGCGAUUAACUAUUCAACUUGCUUCGGAUUUGAAGCAUUCAUUCCAGACCGGAAUCUUAAAUUCUUCGGUAACUGAUAUGUGCCGCGUUGUUUCAUCGUUGGAUCCAGUUAUACGGGAAGAUUUUUGCAAAUGGCUCAUAGAACAUCAGCUUUCCGAAUAUACUGUGUUAUACGGUGAAAGUGAAAGUAUUGCUUGGAUUGAUAAAAUUGACUUAAGAUAUCGAUGGUUCGUGCAAAAACUGACAGAACUUGAAAAAACGAGUGUGAUGAAAGUAUUCCCCGCUGAUUGGGAUAUGGGUCGGCGUUUGACUUUAGGAUAUUGUAAUUUAACAAGAGGGAUGUUGGAACGAAUGAUGUCGAGACGUUGGUUAGAACUUGAUUAUAAAGUACUCGCGCAUGCCAUCAAUCAUACAGUGAUGUUUGAAAAUCUACUUUGCAAAAGAUUCCCAGCAAAAGAAGGUUACAACUUCGAAAAGAUCAUUUGGCAAGUAUUUGACAAGUAUAUGGAUGUAUUUGUGGCAGCUCAAAAGAAAAACUUGGAUAGUUUUCUAGAGGAAUGCAUCAUUAGAAUUAGGAGUGGUGCUGAACGACCAACCCGAGAAACUGCAUCUCAUGCAUAUCCACUUCCAUCAUCUGCCGAUAUGUUCCUUUUGUUGAAGAAAAUAAUUGCCGAAUCAACAAAACUCAGUUCCAAUCCAAAUUCUUUACUAAGGAAUCUCGUAGAAGUACUGCGCAGCUGUCUUCGUGGUUAUGCUCAUGGUUGUUUAACAGCUUUCUUGCCAUCCUUAUCAUCUACUCAAUUUUCGUCUGCUUCAAUUUUACAAACUUUGAUGAGGGAUGAAGCUGCAGUUCGUUUAACAGUUGAUCAGCAAUUUUUUACAUGCUGUAUACUUGCUACUGCUGAUUGGUGCGCUGAAACAACACUGCAACUGCAAGAAAAACUAAAACAACGAGUGCAGAGCAUCGAUCUGAAUCAGGAAAUGGAAUUGUUCUACAGUAUAUCAAAUAGUGCACUUUCUGUAUUAGUACAGGAUGUAGAGUCCAGUUGUGAUGCUGCCCUGCAAACGAUGGUAAAAAAAAAUUGGCAUGGUGUAGAGAGUGUUGGUGACGAGUCACUAUAUGUUUCAUCGAUACGAAGUCAUCUGCGGUCGAGUGUGCCGCCGAUAAGGGAUUUUUUCGUUGACAGACGAAAAUAUUUCGCAUAUUUUUGUUUGAAGCUUGCUACGCAGUUGGUCAAUAAAUUCCUGGGUGCGUUAUUCAGGUGUCGUCCAGUGGGUGUCACUGGUGCAGAACAGUUGCUUUUGGAUACACAUGCAUUGAAGACCUUUUUAUUAUCUUUGCCAACGGUUGAAUCAUCUAUUAACACGAAACCGCCAACAAUGUACACAAAUGUUGUAGUAAGAACGAUGACAAAAGUAGAAAUGAUACUCAAAAUUGUUAUGUCGGAGAUAAAUUCACAUGAAGAAUUUGUAACGACAUAUGUACGACUAUUACCCGAUUCGGAUUCUUCGGAGUUACAGAAAGUUCUAGAAAUGAAGGCAUUAAAACGUCAGGAACAAACGAGUAUUAUACAAAUAUACAAAUCACGUGUUGAGGGACAAGCAACUGUUGAAAACCGCCUAAAAAUGCAAUCGUCAACGAUCUCGGCAUUAGAAAACAUCAGCGAUUCGAGCAUGAGAAGGUUGGAACAGCUGGUAAAGAAGAAAACUUAA